Messenger RNA from Prorocentrum cordatum, 312 nucleotides. Lineage: Eukaryota; Dinophyceae; Prorocentrales; Prorocentraceae. The record is from the annotation of a GenBank genome assembly.
AUGACGUCGGGCUCCAGCUUUACUUCCCGCGUCUCGCUCAGCAGCGCCAUGGCCCGCUGCCUGCUCGCCCUUCUCGCACGCACUGAUCCCAGCGCUGUAGAUGAUGGCGUUGGGCUCCAGCUUCCGCUCCCGCAUCUCGCUCAGCAGCGCCAGGGCCCGCUGCCACUGCUCGCCCUUCUCGCACGCACUGAUCCCAGCACUCUAGGAGAGGUGGCGUUGGGCUCCAGCUUCGCCUCUCACAGCUCGCCCAGCAGCGCCAGGGCCCUCUGCCACUGCUUGCCCUCCUCGCACGCACUGAUCCCAGCGUUGUAA